Calypte anna (Anna's hummingbird) is the source of this 4950-nucleotide messenger RNA. Its product is annotated as maestro heat-like repeat-containing protein family member 1. The record is from RefSeq and is a predicted model, not a curated record. Gene Ontology annotation, cellular component: cytoplasm. Lineage: Eukaryota; Metazoa; Chordata; Aves; Apodiformes; Trochilidae.
AUGGGUCUCACCUCACACUUGUGUCUCCUCGUAGCUCUGCAGCACUUCAGUGAGAGCAUCCAGGAGUACUUGGCCAACCUGGACAAGGCCCCAGACCCCACAGUCAGGAAGGACACCUUCUCCAGUGAGAUCUUCAGUGCAUAUGAGGUGCUCUUCAACAGCUGGCUGCAGCACCGGGAGGCCAAGCUGCGUUUGGCCGUGGUGGAGGCUCUGGGCCCCAUGAGUUACCUGCUGCCUGCUGAGAAGCUGGAGGAGCAGCUCCCCAGGCUGAUCCCAGGCAUCCUCAGCCUCUACAAGAAGCACACGGAGGCUUUCUGCAUCUCCAAGAGCCUCUGCCAGAUCCUGGAAGCUUCGGUGAACAUCGGGAGCCGCAGCCUGGACGUGCAGCUGGAGCCCCUGCUCAGCACCCUGCACCCCCAGAUCUCUGCUCCCUCAGACCCCUCUCUCCCCCUGACUGUCAAGAACCACACCGAGGUUCUCCGGUGCUUCACUGUCCUGGCCUGCUCCUUCCCUGACCGUGUGCUGGCUUUCCUCCUCCCCAAGCUGGAAGAGCAGCAACGAGAGGACCCGGUGGGGACCCUGCUCAUCAUCAGGCAGAUCAUCAACAGUGCCCCUUCUCAGAUGGAGAUGAAGAAACUUCAAAUCCUUUCUUCCAUGAGGCCUCCUCUGCAAGACAGCAACAACAAGGUGAAGAGGACCCUGGUGCAGGUGAUCAGUGCCAUGGCCCAUCACGGGUACCUGGAGCAGCCCGGGGGAGAGGCCAUGGUGGAGUUCCUGGUCCGGCAGUGUGCCCUCCCCUCUGAGCUGCACCCCAAAAAGCAGUCCCCUGAUGGAGAUGACCUCACCAGUGACAGUGUCCGCAGCAUCAGUGUCAACACCCUCUUCCUGCUCAGCACAACUGUGCACAGGAUGACCAACGUCCUGUGGCCAUACCUCCUGGAGUUUGUCACCCCCAUGCACUUCACCAAUGCCCUGACCCCUCUCUGCAAGAGCCUCAUGUACUUGGCCAUGAAGAAGCAGGAGGAAGGGGAGGCCUCAUCCCUGCUGCGUUACGACCUCAAUGCAACUCUGCCCUCACCCUACGCCCUGACGAGCAGACUGCUGGUUGUCUCUUCCCAGCCCUCUGGGGAGGGCCGGGGAGCGGCCGCUCUGCGCCUCCUCCACGUCCUGCGGGGCAGCAUCCACCCUGCUCUGGCAUCUUCUGGAGCAAGAAGGUUUCCUCUCCUGGUGGAGCACCUGGAAGAGAACACGGAGAAGUCCCUGAUCCAGAAGGAGUGGGAAAAGCUGCUGCUGUUCCUCCAGGAGACACUGGUGGCCGUGGCUGACAACACCUGGAUUUGCCAGUUCAUCCCAGAGAUGUGUGGACACCUCAACAGCUACAAUGGGAUCCCACUGGAGAAGAAUUUCCUCUAUAAAUGCAUUGGGACGACCCUUGGAGCCUGCACCAGCAAAGACCUCGUUCAGAAGCAGCUCCAGGAGCUCCUGGAAACAGCCAGAUACCACGAGGAGGCAGAGAGGGAGGGCCUUGCUUCUUGCUUUGGGAUCUGUGCCAUUCAUCACCUGGAGGAAACCUUGGCCAAGCUGGAAGAGUUUGUUAAGUCUGAUGUCUUCAAGAGAUCCAUGGGACUGUUCAGUAUCUUCAAGGACCGGAGUGACAACGAGGUGGAGAAAAUCAAGAGCAGCCUCAUCCUCUGCUAUGGCUACGUGGCUGCCUAUGCCCCCAAGGAGCUGGUGCUCUCCAGGAUUGAAGCAGACAUCCUGAAGAACAUCUUCCAGUACUUUAACACCAAGGUUCUGGGAAUAAAGGUAGAAACCAAGGACCUGACCCUGAAGCUGUGCCUCAUCCGGAGCAUCUGCAUGAUCAGCCAGGCCAUCCACAGCGGGGACAGGGCUGGGGACUUCACCUUCUCCCGCAAAGCUGAGCUGGUGGCACAGAUGGUGGAGUUCAUCAAAGCGGAGCCCCUGGAGGCCAUGCGGACGCCGGUUCGGCAGCGGGCGAUGGUCACCUGCACCUACCUGGUUGUCCUGGAGCCCCAGCUCAGUGACCCCGACAGGACAGAGCUGAUUGACACCUGCCUGGCUGGGGUGCUCUCCCUGCCACCCCCUGACCAGGGCAAGGAGAAGGAUGAGAAUGGUGGAGAUGUCCUACACAGAGAGAUGCUGUAUGGGGACACCCUCAGUGCCCUGAAGGACCUGCUGAAGAGUCUGCUGCAGAGGAGCCUGACCCCCCAUGGCCUCCAGGACAUGUUUGCUCAUUUGGGUCCCUGGAUCAAGUCCCAGAAGGAGCAGGAGAGGCAGAGGGCAGUGGAGGUCAGUGCUGCCUUGCUGGAGUUCUACCUGACCAAGCUGAAUGUCAGUACCCUCAUCCCCUUCUACAACCUUGGUGUCCUGGUCGCCCUCUUCUCCCCGCGCUGCUCCGACUCCUUGGCCGCCGUCCGCAGGGACGCUGUGGAUUGUGUCUACUCCCUGCUCUACAUCCAGCUCUGCUAUGAAGGUUUUGCUCGGGACCACCGGGAUGAGAUGGUGGAGGGGCUGAAAGCUCUGAAGAAAGGUCUGGAGGACCCUGACUUCACUGUUCUCUUCCACACCUGCAACAACAUCGCCACGGUGAUUGGGAAACGUGUCCCUCCUGACCAGCUGAUGAGCCUUCUGCUGGCCAUGUUUGAGGCCCUGGCAGACCCUGACAAGAACUGUUCCCGAGCAGCCACCGUCAUCAUCAACUCCCUGCUCAAGGAGCGAGGGGGAGUCCUGCAGGAGAAGGUCCCUGACAUCCUGAGCAUCAUCCACAGCAAGCUGGAGGAGGUGGAUGAGGAGCACGUCCGCAAGGCUGCCCAGCAGACUGUCUACAUCUUGGCCUCCCAGCACAAGAGUGUGGUGGUCUCCAGCCUCCUGGGCAGCACCCUGCCCUUUGACAGCCACACGUGCACCAUGUGGAGGUCCCUGGCUGGAGAGCCCACCCUGACCUCCCAGAUCCUGGAGCAGCUCCUGGAGAAGGUGAACAGGGAUGUGCCCUACAAGGAGAGCAAAGGAUUCCUGCUGGGCAGCGGCUCCGAGCGCGUCGCAACCCUCCUGCCCCUGGCUGCCACAUGUGCUCUGUAUGAGAUCAUGUCUGCUCCGGAGGCUGGGGCAGCAGUUCUGGGACUCUACUCCCCUUUGUUUGUGACUCUCCUGCUACGCCUCAGCUGCACCGUGGGUGUCCAGCUACCGAAAAGCCUCCAGAGCAAGGAGAAGAGGAGCCAGAGCCAGAGCUCAGCUGCUCCCCGCAGCCUCCAGCCCUGCAGCUCAGCCGUGGACACCCUGAAGGUGAUGCUGACCCGGGGGGGCAGUGAGGAGGUCACCAGGGCCGUGGGCAGUGCCGGUGGUUGGGAGAUGAUGGUGAAUCCCGAGAGGCACCACGAGGGCAUCGCCGUGCUCGCCGGUGCCAUGGCGCGGCACGCGGGGCCCCGGCUGCCCCUGGUCGUGAAGAAUCUGAUCCCAACCCUCAACAGCGUCUUCGACAGCCAAAGGGUCACCACCACGGCCUUCUUCUCUGAGCUGCUCAGCAGUAACGUGGUGAAUGACCUGAUCCUGCUGGAGACCAUGCUGGACAACCUGACAGGGAGGCAGAAGGAUUCCUCCAUGCUGGUGAGGAUGUUGGCUCUCCGGGGAUUGGGGAACAUCGCCACCGGCUCCCCGGAGAAGGUGAGGAAGCACGGGGCUCAGCUCCUCGCCUCCAUGGUCAAUGGCAUGGAUGACAAAGAUGACCCCAACAACCUGGUUGCCCUCGAGGCCAUGUCCAGCCUCUCCAAGCUCCUGGAUCACGUGGAGGAGAGGGACAUCCAGGCCAUGCUCCUCCACAUUGCCAUCAGGAUCCGACCCUUCUUCGACAGCGAGCAGCCCCAGCUCCGGCAGGCGUCCAUCGUCCUCUUUGGGAACCUCACCAGGUUCAGCGAGGCCAACUGCGAGGUCUUCUUCGAGCAGAUCCUCAACGGGCUGGUGACACUGCUGCUCCACCUCCAGGACCCAAAGCCAGAGGUCGUCAAGGCCUGCAAGUUUGCUCUGCGGAUGUGUGGCCCCAGCAUGGGCUGUGAGGGGCUCUGUGAGAUGUUCCUCAACCACCUGAGGGAGGACAGGAGCCUCCACUAUGGGGAGUUCAUGAACAACGUCUGCAAACACCUGAUGCAGAGCUACCCGGAGAUGCUCAACCGCCUGAUCUCCACCAACCUCUUCUACUUCAAGAGCAGCUGGGUGGACAUCAGGGCAGCUGCCCCCAUGUUCAUUGGCUUCCUCGUGCUGCACGUGGAUGAGGAGCACUGUCCCCAGGUGGACCUGGACCAGCUCAUCUCGGCCCUGAACCUCCUCCUGAAGGAUCCCGUCCCCGCCGUCCGGGUCAAGGUGGCCGAGACUCUGGGCCGCUUGGUCCGGGUCCUGUGAGCCCUGGGACCUCCUGGCUCCAGCUCAGCAAUAGUUGGGUGAGGGUCCUCACCCCCAGCCCCUCCUGGGGCUCUGCCACGUCUUCCUGCACCCAGCACCCACCUGGGACCUGGUUCUGCCUCCAUGGCAGCCCCAUCCUCUUCCUCCCCAGCCCACCCAACACCUCUCUCCACCUUCCAUGGCCACCUUGGCCACCAGGGUGGCUGGGGACACGGUGGGCACGCGGCCCCUCUUGGUGGGCUGCUGGAGGAGGGGGUUGUUGUCUUCUCCUGGAUGACUUCUCUUGGUUGACUUGUGGGCUGAGGGACCUUGGUGGCCUCAGGUGGAGGGGAUGGGCUGGAGCUGGGGGCUGGCAGUGUCCCUCGGGCUCCCCCCACAGCUCCAGUUCCCCCCAUCCCACUCUGCUGCCCAUGAUGCUGAACACGGGGCCCUGUGUCCCACCUCCCAACCCCCCCAGGACCCUUCUGGGUGGACGUGAGCCUCCCCCCCAUGCACAUGUACAGAAAACUGGUUUUUAAUAAAGCUCUUUGCUCCUCA